Molecule: messenger RNA, 1355 nt
Organism: Thunnus maccoyii (southern bluefin tuna)
Lineage: Eukaryota; Metazoa; Chordata; Actinopteri; Scombriformes; Scombridae
Product: glutathione-specific gamma-glutamylcyclotransferase 1-like
Exons: 3
Coding region: 285-908 (207 amino acids)
Biological process (GO): glutathione catabolic process
Cellular component (GO): cytoplasm
Molecular function (GO): glutathione specific gamma-glutamylcyclotransferase activity; gamma-glutamylcyclotransferase activity
Source: RefSeq, a predicted model, not a curated record
CGUUCUCUGAACAACAAAUACACGUGCUUGUCUAUGGUGCUUGUACAUACAGUACAUAAGAGACAGCAUCCACACAUCCAUGCAGUAUUUUUGAAGACAUAUUGACAGACGCUAUACGCUUGUUGAAAGACUGUACUGAGAUUUAGGAGUCACAGUGUGAUGUGGUGGAAUGUGUGAAGCAACAGAAAAAAGAGAGGAAACUUCGGAGAGCAACUACUUGUUGACAGUAGCGACAUAAACGUCUUUGUCUCAGUUCUUGUUUUAAACACAGCCAAAAGACUACAAUGAAACCUCGGGACAUCUUAAAAGAGAAGAGCAUGUGGAUAUUUGGAUAUGGCUCCUUAGUGUGGAAACCUGAUUUUGCAUACAAGAAGAGCAAAAUCGGCUACAUUAGAGGAUACAAAAGACGCUUCUGGCAGGGAGAUGAUUUCUAUCGAGGGGACAAGGAAAAACCAGGCAGAGUGGUCACACUGGUGAAGGAUCAGGAGGCUUGCACAUGGGGAGUAGCCUAUGAAGUGGCUGACUCCCAGCUUGAUCAGUCCCUUCAGUACCUGAACAUGAGAGAGGUGGUGUUGGGGGGUUACAUGACAGAAGUGGUAGAGUUCAUCCCUCAAGAGAAGGGUCAGGAUAGCGUCCCCGCCCUUGUCUACAUUGCUACCUCGGACAACCCCACUUACCUCGGCCCAGCAUCGGACAAGGAAAUCGCCACCCAGAUUGCCAUCUGUAGAGGCAACAUGGGCAACAAUAUUGAAUACCUGGUCCGCCUGGCGGAGUUCAUGAGGGUUUACUGCCCUGACGUAGAGGACGAUCACCUCUUCUCUAUCGAGGCGGCUCUUUUGAACAUUUUCAAUGACUGCGGAGGGAUCAAAUCCCCAGACCAAAAAUCCCUCCUGGUGAGAGCUACAUAAAAGACUUCAUAAGGCACUCCACAUCAUAAAACUGUAAUGUUUUUAUACUGGAUGAAAGGGAAAUGAAGAUCUGCACCACUUGUGUAGGGGAAAUUUUUGCCUGAGGUAUUGUGUGCUUGAAAGAGGAAUAACUGAGUUGCUUUCAAGGAAAAUAUAAAAGUGGUGACAUAUUUGGUGGCUAAGAAUUUUUAGAUCAUAAUGUAACCUUACAGAGAUAUCUCAUUCUCCUCAUUACUUUUGACUUGCUCACUUGACAUAUUUUUUACUGUGAUUAUACACGCUGUACUACAUACAUACUGUAUACAAAUUCCAGAAGGAUGUGAUGCUUUUAAUAAUUCACUCACAAAUGACUUCUCUUUUUGAAUCCUAAUGAUGUUUUACACCUUUGUUGUAAAAGGGUGUCAAAAGCUACUGUAUACUGUGUAAAUUUUUGAAAUUUAUUUUAAU